Messenger RNA from Coffea arabica (coffee), 372 nucleotides. Its product is annotated as dirigent protein 11-like. Lineage: Eukaryota; Viridiplantae; Streptophyta; Magnoliopsida; Gentianales; Rubiaceae. The record is from RefSeq and is a predicted model, not a curated record.
AUGACCGUGUUCAUUCAAGAGUUCACUGCUGGACCAAAUGCGACUGUUGCAGCGGUUGCAGGAAUACCCGACAGGCCAGGAAAUGCCUUUCAAUCUGGAACUGUUUUUGUUGCUGAUGCUACCAUAAUAGAAGGCAUUAGUAUCAAUUCCCCACAAAUUGGCCCCAGCCAAGGGAUUUAUGCAACCUCAUCCCUCGAUGGAGCUAACUCGCACGGAUUGUUUUCCUUUAGCUUUACAAACAAAAGGUAUAAUGGGAGCACAUUGGAAUUCCAAGGACGUAGCAUACAACGUGCCCGGAUUGAGUUGGGUUGUAUUGGUAGAUUGGCUUUGUUGGCUUACGUGGAAGCUGGUGAAGUUGCAUGUCUCUCUUAA